Molecule: messenger RNA, 2181 nt
Organism: Closterium sp. NIES-65
Lineage: Eukaryota; Viridiplantae; Streptophyta; Zygnematophyceae; Desmidiales; Closteriaceae
Source: the annotation of a GenBank genome assembly
AUGGCUGAAAAACCAGGCGCCGUUCCUUCUCGAGCUAACUUCCCGUGCUCCCGUUCUCCCCGCCACCUCUCCUCUUCCGCCUCAGCCCCUCCCCCCUCCGCCUUUUGCGCGCGGAAGGGCGGGAGAGUCGUAAGAAAUCGGGCAGGUGAUAAAGACGUCAAGGGGGGAGGCUUGGACGAGGAGGGACUAGUGGGGAAGGAGGAUGGGAGGGAUGGGGAACAAGAGGAGGGCGGGAAGGAGGUGAAGGAGCGCGGAAGAAUAUUGGCCGAGAUUGCAGGGAGGAUAAGUGUUCUUGGGAAGGCUGAAUCUGCGGCUUUUUUUAACUCGUUUCUUGAAACAGGGAAUGAGACCGCGGGGAAGGAGACGGCAGGGAAAGGGGCGGAUGUCGCAGCUCGAGGGAGGGGGUCGGAUGUGACUGCAACGGGGGGUGAGAAGGACCGCCAGGUCGCGGAGGGCGGGCAGGAUGUGAUUAUAGGGGGCCAGGUGGUGCGGGUAACGCAAGAGGAUAUAGAUAUGGCGGAGAUGAUCGAAGCUCUCGAGUCGGCUUUUGAAGAGCUCGAGGAGGAGAGCGCCACGUGGCAGGGCGACGUGCAGACGCUCGCGGCGCUCCUGGACGAGCUAUACACCAAUGAGAUGCUCGUGAUGACGCAGGAGAAGGCGAAUGACGCCAUGGCGGCCGCGGUUCGUGCGGGCACGGAUUUCUUCCGCGCGAAUCUGGAGAAGCAGUACGUGUGGUAUGACGCGGAUGGGAAGGUGGUCACGGAUUGGACGAACGAGCGGGUGAGCGUGUACGUUGCAGGCACGCUCAGCCUGUUUCUAGACAUUUCCUUGGAAGGAAACUCUGAUACCGCCUUUCCCCCAGCUGCGCUGAACUGGCUUGACGAGAGGAAUCUUCGAUCGGAAGUUUUCGGGCCCGGGGCAGCUGUGGACAUUGUUACGUGCGUGCCCGGGCCGUACGGCGGGAAAGUUUUUGCGUUUGAGCUGCCCGAGGGGAGGGAGGCCGGGGAGGUAUACGCGGCGCUGAAUUCGCGGCUGAGGCGAAGCUUUCCGAAUCUUGAAGUGUCGUUAGACUCUAUGCAAUACGCGAUGGAUGUUGGGGAUGACAUGUUCAAGGGCGGAGGAGGAGGAAUGGGGGGAGAGAACGACAGGGACGGAGGGUGGGGCGGGGGGGCAGGAGGAGGAGGAGACGGAGGCGGGGGGGGAGGGAACUGGAACGAGUGGGGGCAGUUUCAGACGGGCAACGCGCCGACGCUCUACACGACGUGUGCAGCUUUCGUUGUGCGAAGAGACGUGUUUUUGCAACCAGGCCUGCCCCUCCCCAUCACCGCCGGCGCCGCAGCCUUCACUCUAGCCUCUCUCAAAUCCCUCGUCCAGCCCGAUCUAGCCCUCACCUCCUCGGCAGACCUCGCCUGGGCUCUUCUAGGGUUGUAUGCAGGUGUAGCUGCCACCACUGGUGCGGCCAUGGCUGGCCAAUACGUCUGGGCGUGGUCAUAUCGGACGGACACAGCCAAGCCCCCGUCGCCGCUUUACUUCCUCCCGCUGUUCGCUCCGGAUAUCGGCCUAGUCACGCUUAUCACACAGGUUGUAGCGCCAGUCCCCUCUAGGGUCGCUCUCCUGGACCUCACUCUCCUCUCCUCCUCUGCUGCGAUCUUCUCCUCUUUCGCUCUCCUGCAAGCCUCCGCCGCGUUCCCCUUCCCUCCCGCCCCGUUCUCCUUUCCCUCCGACCUCGCUUCUUUGGGAUUUGAACCCGCGGUGUCGGAACUGGCGGCGGCGGCAGCAGCAGCAACGGCAGCAGGAGGGUCUGUGUCUGGGGUUAUCCCAGUGAAUCCAGCUGUCGGCCUCCCAGGAGGCGACAUUCUCUAUGCUCUCGUUCGAGACCCACUCGUUCUCUCCCUCGCAACCACCGCGGUUACAAUCAUGCUUCUCGUCUCCAUCCCUCUCAACUUUUCCUGGACCUGGGUGCUGCUGUUCCUUCUCCUGCCUCUCCUCGCCCUUGCUAAGAUCAGAAGGCCAGUGUCAGAGGCGCUUACGGCUCCCGACCCUGUGAGGGUGUGUCUUGGGGUGGGGUUGUUGGUGACGGGGGUGGUUGUGCUGCUGCCGGCUCCGCUGUUUGAGUUUGUGUUUGGCGAGCCUGCUGGCCCUGUGGCUGAGCAGAUUCUGAUUUCCCUGGGACUGGGCUGA